GACUGAGUUUGGGACCGACCCCAGUCCAGACUACGCCCACUUUACAAUCGCUCCAGCGGAAAUAUCUGCCUUGAAGUGGAAUAAGGUCCAGCUGUGCGUGAUUUUUAACUGUUAAUACGUUUCGCAGUACGAUUAAGUCCAUUGCUCAUCAUGCCUGCCGACUACAGCGGAACGUGGGACAUUGUCACCAAUGUCAACUUUGAAGGUUACAUGGUGGCGAUUGGCAUCGAUUUCGCCACACGAAAGAUUGCAGGCAUGCUGAAGCCACAGAAAGUCAUCGAGCAAGAUGGGGACUCCUUCAUCAUCAAGACCCUCACAACCUUCAGGAACUACACCUUCUCCUUCAGAAUUGGGGAGGAGCUUGAGGAGGUGACCCAAGGCCUGGACAACAGGAAGUGCAAGACGGUGGUGAACUGGGACAACAACAAACUAGUGUGUGUGCAGAGGGGUGAGAAGAAGAACCGAGGCUGGAGUCACUGGCUGGAGGGAAAUGAGCUUCAUCUGGAGAUGCACUGUGAAGAUCAAGUGUGCAAACAGGUCUAUAGAAAAAGUGCCUGAUCACAAAACCAAUGGGAAAGGGGAUAAAGGGUCAAAUUGAAUUACAGUGGCAAAAUAGGUGCACAGUAUUCAUGGUAACUUUUUUAUAUAUAAAAGUUUAUUGCGCCCUUUUUCGGCUGUUUUAAGUUUCCACCGUUACGCAUGCGAGUGUAUGAGAAAUAUCAACAAAAAUCAACAGAAAUCUGUUGUUUCGAAACGACAGAGAGUCUUAUCUUAUUUUCCAUUUUAAAAUGAAACUUUAAUUUAAUUUCAUGCUGCACCAUGUCAGUGAUUGUGAUGUCACAUACAGCAUUUAAAACGUUUGAAUAAAACUUUAGGACAUCACACAA
This is a messenger RNA of Brienomyrus brachyistius, 887 nucleotides long. Its product is annotated as retinoid-binding protein 7-like. The transcript is spliced from 4 exons. The coding region runs from base 151 to 558 and encodes 135 amino acids. Gene Ontology annotation, molecular function: fatty acid binding. NCBI's taxonomy places the organism in Eukaryota, Metazoa, Chordata, Actinopteri, Osteoglossiformes, Mormyridae. The record is from RefSeq and is a predicted model, not a curated record. Gene Ontology annotation, cellular component: nucleus; cytosol. Gene Ontology annotation, biological process: fatty acid transport.